Molecule: messenger RNA, 3167 nt
Organism: Anthonomus grandis grandis
Lineage: Eukaryota; Metazoa; Arthropoda; Insecta; Coleoptera; Curculionidae
Product: dynein regulatory complex protein 11
Exons: 12
Coding region: 1-2433 (810 amino acids)
Molecular function (GO): ATP binding; ATP hydrolysis activity; protein binding
Source: RefSeq, a predicted model, not a curated record
AUGUCCCAUAAGUACUACGAUCAAGAAUUUAUUCAAGUCCAGAACUACCUCUCUAGUACCCUCAGUUCUGAACCGGUUCAAGCGGACCGAAGGGAGCAUAGACCGUUGUUGGCCACCCUGUAUUUACGAUAUAUCGUUAUAGCGAAUAAGCUAGCCAACUGUGUGGAUCAGAUGGUGCAGCCUCAGAAGAGGAUUUUGCUUAGGAAACUUCUGGAGGCCACUCUGGGAAGAAUUUUGGAGUUAAAGACUGACUUGGUGGAAGCAGACCUAACGGAAUGGACCCACUGCGGAGACGUUUUGGAGCGGCUAAACCUCACUCCGAUAGAGACAGAGCUGCAAAUUCCCACUUGUUUCAGGAGGGAGCGGGAUGAUGAGAUCCAGUACAAAAAGCGGGUUAUCGAAGAAGUCCUGGAUAAGUUAGGAUUCACGGAUAAGGUGGAAGAGAAGGCUCCGAUGACGGAACAGCAGGCCAUUUUGAUAGUGCAAACUCACGAGAGGGCCAGACAGGGACGCCUGAGGGCCCAAUUUAUGAGGGAGAUUCGUAGUAUGAAGGAGAAAAGCAAACCGCAGGCCGCAGGAGAGGAAGAAGAAGAAGACAAAGGCCUGAGCAUCAACCUGGCGGCUGCCAUUAAGAUCCAAAAAAUUUGGCGAGGAUAUUUGGCGAGACGUGCGACGCGCAGGCGCAAGCUCCAAGAAAUGUUACUAAUCGGUAUGAUCCCACCACCAAAAAAGAAAAACGAAGAGUUAGAAAGAGACUUGCAGAACCAAGAAAGAAGGCGCAAGCUCCAAAAACAGCGACAAGCCGAAUACGAAGAAGAAAUCAAAAGGAUCCGAAGCAAUUUGGAAAAGAAUCAGCGUGGACCGGUACUGGAACAAUUGAGCGAUCAAGUGCGUGGUUGGCUGCACGAGUACAAAGCGCAAACCGGCAAAAUACCCGAAUACACCGGCUCCGAAAGAAGUGCCUCUAGACUGAUGCUAAGUCGUCAAGGUACCGAGAGCGAAACGAGCAAAUCCACCCCUGGAUCAUCCAAAGAUUCCAAAUCCAAAAAAGAAAAAGUGGUAAAGAGCCCCAAGGAGGGUAAAGGUCCGGACCAGGAGGAGGAGGAAGGCAGAACGAAAGCGCUGGUUUCCACGUUUGUUCCUGAAUUGAACAUCCGGAAGGAGGAGUACGACGAAAUCUGGAGAAGUAAAAAUGAGUCGGCGAAUCCGAGGCAGCAUCCUUAUACGGAUAUGAUCGAACACGAUCAGAUGACUGAAAUGGAGAAUGAGCUGAGGAAGAUCGUCGAUGAAAUGAUGAGGGCGGAGUUAAUGUUAUUGCAGGAGGCAUUUGACAAAGACAGAGGCCACAAGGGCAAGAAGAAAUCGAGCAAAAAAGCCCGGAAAACGGGUAAAAAAAGCAAGAAAAAGAAAGAGAAGGACUUAACCCCCGAUCGCACUACGGAGUCUUUGUUUGAGGAACUGGUGGCGAACGGAAUAAUUAAAAAAUACCCUGAAGUAUGGCUAAAAGACUUCCAAGGAGAAAGAUCAUUUAACUCACCAGCUCCAUACAACAGAGGCAAAGAACCUCCAAUAGACUUAGGAGACAUCCGACAAGUUUUAACUGAAUACUGCAUCAUCCCUCUUCUAUCCGACCAUUUACAUCAAACGACCCCCCAUAUAAAAUCGGUUCUACUGGCAGGCCCUAAAGGGUCAGGCAAAGACAUGCUGGUGCAUGCCAUUUGUAACGAAACUGGAGCGGUGUUAUUCGACUUGACUCCAGCCAAUAUCGUGGGCAAAUAUCCAGGAAAAUCCGGGUUAAUAAUGCUGAUCCAUUUGGUGGUGAAAGUGUCCAGACUGUUACAACCCUCUGUGAUUUACAUGGAUAAUGCCGAGAGGCCUUUUGUUAAAAAGGUACCUAAGACUGAUAAGAGCGAUCCCAAGAGAUUGAAGAAGGAUUUGCCAAAAAUUGUGAAAAAUUUUUGUGCUGAAGAUCGCGUAAUUUUAUUGGGCGUGACCGAUUGUCCUUGGGAAAGUGAUCAGAAGCUGCUGCAGCAAGUUUAUCAAAAGUUCUUUCUCAUACCUCGACCUACGUACAGUUCAAGAUACUUCUUAUGGACCCACCUCUUGAGCCAAUACAUGGCAGUUAGCUGGAAAUUCGACACUAGUGUAAUGAGCAAAAUCUCUGACGGUUACACUGUCGGGUCAAUAGUGAGUACGGUCAAGGAAGUGAUUACCGUCAAGAGGAUGUUGCAGCUAAGAAUUCACCCUUUGAGUCCUUUGGAGCUUAUUAAUGAUUUGUGCACGAGGACGCCAGUUUAUAAAGAGGAAGACGAAGCUUUCGAACUGUGGUGGACCAAAGUGCCAAUGGUGCGAAGACGUUUGAGGGCGGUCGAAAUGCUUUUAGAAGAGGAGGCCGACAUGAUGGCGAAACAGGCCAACGCUAAGAAAAAGUGAACGUUCAUUUCACUUUUAAUUACAUAGUAAACAGUAAUUUAUAAUGAUUAACCCUUUCACUGCGCGGUGCUAAAUUGAAUUGGUCGCUCAAAAUUACCAUUUUUUUGCGGCUUGCGAAUAUAUUCGUCAAGAGCAGUUUGGUCCAAUUUACCAUAUUUAUAAAUGAUUUUUUUUUAAUAUUUACAGAAAAAAAAUACAAAAUAGUUUUCUAAAUGCUAGUUUAUUUUAAUAAAUGUGAUACACGUUCAAUAUGGUAUCAUAAAAAAAACAUUUUGGAUGGGUUACAUGAUCUAAGAGUGUUUUUUUGUAUGAUAUAUUUCGGAACAAAGUGCUACAUCACAAGUUGGACACAUAUAUCUUAAUUCGCGUCUUCUUUUAUUUUUUGUACAAACGACGCAUCGUUUUGUAGUGGACUUCUUUUGGGCAGUGGAUGGAAUGAAAUAUGCAAAGUGUCUUUCAGUUAGACGUAAUUCCGAGUUUUCAUCUAAAACUCUGCGACCUACCGUACGAGUGGAAACUGGUGUGUGAAAUUUCGCGAUAAUUUGUUUAAUCAGCAUUAGAUGAAAAUCUUCAAUUGACACAUAAUGCACACGGUAUUGCAUUUAUAUAAUUGGUAGGCAUUCAAAACCGUGCAAUCUAAUAAGUGGAAAAAUACUUUUUUGUACCAUUUCAUUGAUUUGCGAACGCACUUUACAGAAGAAAGGAGCAUAUCUGAUUUAUCGACGGCACCCAUC